CAGGACCGCUGCUGUAUAUUUGAGCCUCGCUGACAUAGUCAUUAAGAUAGACCAGAUCUCGUUUGAUCCUGCGAUCCACCGAUUGAUGAGUGUUGCACUGGACCUCGUCCACGAGGACGGUCGACGAAUCCCAAGACGAGGAGGUCGACCUGAUGUACCAGCACGAGGAGGUCGACCAGCUCCAGUACGAGGAGGACCACAUGCCUCCUCUAGUCGUCCCGUGACUCCCACGUCCUUGCCACCGGUCGUACAGGCAGAGUACGUGUUCGGCCCGUCAGCCCCUUAUGCGCCUUCCACUACAGCUGAUAUUGCCGGACCGUCGAGUAGACUGGCUGAUGCCCCAUCUGAAUCUACUGCUACCCCAUCGAUGUCAUUUUUAUUGGACGAUCUUUUUGAUGGGGUAGAGGUCGAUGCACCCCCUAUGUCGCCUGGUUCUCUUCCCGAGACAUCGUAUCAGUUCUCACCGUGUGCGCUCCGCAUGGAUGAUGAUGAUUAUGCAGUACCUCUUGGUGGAGAGGAUCCACAUCUAGGACGAUAGGAUAGGACACCUAAUGUUGUUGACCAGCAGGGAGAGGGUGGACGCAGAUGGCAGCCACCACGACCUCGGAGACAACCUCGCUGCGGCACAGAGUAGUUUAGCAUUAUUUUCAUUGCAUUUGAUUUGUAUGUAUAUCAUUGAUUGUUUUGAUUUCAUUUGUAUAGUAUUGAUUAUUUUUUUAUUCUUUUGUAUAUAUUAUUGAUUAUUUUUA
Messenger RNA from Malania oleifera, 749 nucleotides. RefSeq lists its product as uncharacterized. NCBI's taxonomy places the organism in Eukaryota, Viridiplantae, Streptophyta, Magnoliopsida, Santalales, Ximeniaceae. Bases 86 to 538 code for a protein of 150 amino acids. The record is from RefSeq and is a predicted model, not a curated record. The transcript has 2 exons.